Messenger RNA from Chara braunii, 4680 nucleotides. The record is from the annotation of a GenBank genome assembly. NCBI's taxonomy places the organism in Eukaryota, Viridiplantae, Streptophyta, Charophyceae, Charales, Characeae.
AGCAUGACAAGUAAGAUCAUGAAGGAGAAGGAUGGAUGGGGAGACCUCAAAGAGCUGCAAGCAAGGUGCACAACGUUUUUCCACUUUCCAUUGCUGUGAUUGGUUGUCGGCGCGGAGCCGCAUCUCCAGUGCCUCACCUUCAAUCCCUGCAGCAGCAUUGGGCACCGCAGCAGUCUUAAAGCUCUUGCUUAGUGACGUUUCGGCUUGUGGAGUGCCCUAAAAUCUUGAUCUGCAUUUCUGGAUGUUGGGUGGUUUGCGUUCGGCAUCCCCUGAGAAGGAUCCACUACUCUACGCUGUCCUUGACUUGAUGCAGAAGGGCUAGACAGAUUUGCGGUUAUGGAAAGAAUGACUUUUUCCAUGAUUGGCUAUUCUAGGAAGCCAUUGGGAGACCAUAGGCCAGAAUUCCACCAUCGCUGUCAGUGUCGCGAAAGCAGCUGCAGCAGCCGGCGACAGAAUGUUCGGGAACGGCACAUUGUGGUCGUGACACCUCUGGGCUUUCUCACAACGUUGCUGUGGGGCCUUGCUUCCCUCGUGAUUUUGGUUGAGGGUCGGACAUUCUAUGUCUCUUCGGAAAUAGGUCGGGACUCGUUCAGCGAAGAAGAGGCACAAGACCCCCGAACGCCUUGGGCUACCCUUGACCGAGUUCGUAGGUUGUUUCUCGAGCGCGGCCAUCAACCUGGAGAUCAGAUUCUCUUUCAAAGAGGCGGUGUGUUCCGAGGUGGGAUUGACCUCUCUCACUUCACAGCCACACUGGUAAAUGUCACCUUUGCAGCGUAUGGCAACCCAUCUCUCCCCCGACCACGCCUCACAGGCUCCAUAUUGGUUGACUCGGCAUCGUGGCAGAAAUGGGGUCCAUCAGGAUGGGGGAUCUACGUGGCACAGAUCCCUUCUCAGCCUUCGUUCGUCGGAUCGGUAUUCAUCGAUGGCCAGCGGCUGAUGCGCUCCCGCUGGCCCAAUCAGGCGGAUCUUAUACCUGUGACUGGUGCCUAUGCUCGCUAUGACUCCUGCAACAGCACCACCAAGGAGAUCUUUGCUCCAUAUGCCGGCAGCCGACUUUCAGGGUACUGGGUUGGUGCAGAGCUUGUGUAUCGGUCGACCGCUUACAUGUACACGAAGGGCAGAGUGACUUCCUUUACUGUGAUUCCUGGAGACUCUGCUGGUGGCGCCACAACCAAUGGGGAGACGGUUGCCUUUGGAUUGGACCUAUCUUCAAGGGUCAGGGAGAUGCGAUGCAUACGUGGGGCGGGGUUCUUUCUGCAAGACCAUCUUGGGGAGCUCGAUUCUCCAGGGGAGUAUUUUUAUGACAGCACAUUUGGUAACCUGUAUGUCUGGAACUGGGACUCUCAGAGCCCGGUCAGGAAGACGGUGGAGAUCACAGUAACGUCCACAGGAAUUGGUCUGUUCAGAAACAUAGACUGUACAAUUUCCAAUUUGUCAUUGGAUAAAUACCAACAUUACGGUGUCCGCGUUGUCACCUCCACUAGCGCGUUGAGGCUCGUUGUGUCGAACCUCGUUGUGGAAGAUGUAAACGGCUUCUGUAUUGACUGCAGCAGCUGGUUUGGGGUCUGCUCAAACAAUGUGGUUCGUCAAUGUGGUCACACAGGCAUUUCUAUGCAAGGUUCAAACAAUUUUGUGCAAUGGAAUAACAUCUCGGAGGUAGGCCUCCUCAGAGGUGAGCACUUAGACAGUGCUCCUCCACAAGGGAUAGGGACGGGCAUGUACAACAGGAACACAACGAUUCAGUUUAACACUGUGGCUGUAACAGGGUAUAUGGGAAUCAACUUCCCGGGUGGAGGUAGCGUUACCCGGUUCAACUACGUGUCCGAUACUUGUCUCAUUUUGAAUGAUUGUGGCAGUAUUUACCAACCCUAUGUGCAAAACGCGUCCAUAGCCAGGAAUAUCAUAACGCGGUCUUGGGGCAAUGAGGACUCACUACCGGUUGGGAUGAAUCACCCCGCAUAUGACCCCUACAGGAGAUUCGGAGAAAUAUGCGUUUACAUUGACAACAAUGCGACAGGCAUAACUGUUGCAGGUAACACAGUGAUGGGCUGCUCCACUGGUGUGUUCAAUCAUGGAGGCAACUUCACGCUCAUCGUCGGGAACACAUUUUUUGAUACCAGGCGAGCUGUCCAGUUUGGCGGGUUGUGGACUGGCUAUAACAGUACCGUCGAAAGGAACAUCAUAUAUCUGAAUCCAGGAGGUACUGUCUCCUUUUACGAGAGGGAGCCCGCAAACGAACCUGCCCAGUAUAUCAGAAAUACGAUUUGCAGUCCGUAUAAACCCAAUGCCGUUCAGGUGUUCAAUAGGUCCCUCGGAAACCGACAAUGGGGUACCAAAGAUUGUGCCAUUGACAACAAACCGGCCUGGAACAUCACCUACCAGAGUAAAAAUCUCAUAACUCCAGCACUGACUAGAGUUCUUGCCCGCAUGAGUGGCGAAGGCCAAGGUUGGGUUGUGAUCCCUUCGAACGUGCCUCUGGAAUUCAAUGGUCCCAACGACUACUGUCAAGCCCAACCUUGCCUGCGAAUUGUGCCGCCUCCGGGGUGUUGUGACGAUGAACAGCUUCGGCCUCAAGCAAAUGUUAGAUUGGUGUUCAAUCCGCGCCUCAUGCUUGAACCAGGGACGCAAUAUUUGGUGCUGUUGGAGACGUUCUCGUCACUGCAACUUCCUUUCCUUCAACUUAGGCCGGGGAAUGUUCUCUACCCCACGUCACCAUAUCCGGAUGAGGUGACAACGACAACACACCUUUUCAGUGUGCGGACUCGGACGUUCACCUCCAUUGAGCUGCUAUUGCCGAUGUUCCCAAAUGAUACGGUAUACAUCAAGAAAGCUGGUGUCUACGAGGUAUCCUACUCAAGGUUCAAUCCCCCGCUGGAGCAGCUGCUGAUCAACCCAAGCCAUUCAAAGCUGUUUGUUACACUGCCAAAAGAAUUCAAUUACAGUGAUAUAUAUGGAAAUAUACUUGGCGAAAGUGUGAUGAUUGGGCCAUGGUCAUCGGAAAUCAUUUAUACUCUUCCCACAGACUCAUUGCUGCAACAGUUGGCCAUUACCUGAGUAAACAAUUUCAUUUGUUUGGUUAUUUUCAAUUAUUCGUCUUCCUGAUAUAUACUUGUUUAUCUACCCCAUUAUUCACUUAUUGGUUUAUUACUCACUACCUAGUUUCCGAUUUCCAUUGGCUCGGGUGCACUAGUAACGCAUGCGGAAAUAUGAUAAGCUUUCCAUCAACCCAGGGAGGUUGUAGUUCUCCACUCUUGUUGAGGAUGCAGAGUUGGCAGCAAAAGCAUUCUCUUCAGUCCAUUGAUGAGAGAUACGGGAGCGGGGCGAGGGGCGGGAGGAAUAGGGGCGAAUGUGUGUGUGUGUGUGUGUGUGUGUGUGUGUGUGUGUGUGUGUGUGUGUGUGUGUGUGUGUGUGUGUGNAGAGAGAGAGAGAGAGAGAGAGAGAGAGAGAGAGAGAGAGAGAGAGAGAGAGAGAGUCAUGCAAAGAGGUCAACAUAGGGUUGCAUUUUGGGUGCACAAAUCGUGCACCAUCCAGUUUUCGGAGAAAAUGAGAUCGACAAGCAUUUAUUCCUGAAACCACCGUGAUGUAUAGUCGAUCAGCACGAUCAGCUGCGAAUCAUUUGCAACUUGUAGAGUUCUGGUUUCGGGGAGUUCUGCUUGCCACUGCUAGAGAGUGGUGUUCAACCACCACUGCGCCCUAUGCUAUAUAUUGACGAACUGGCACUUUUUUUCGGAGCCUGGCCCACCGAACCAAAAUGAUGUGGGCCUACCGGUAGCCUCAGGGAAUGAAAAAUGCGUAUUUUUGCCACCGACAUUUCCUCUACCAUGCAGAAUUUUUUCGUUCCCCUCAGAAACGGUCUGCACUAGAUCCAUGUCCCUGAUGGUUUUUUUUUUUCAGAUUUUUUCAUCAGUUAAUUCUGCGCACGAAAAUUCGCCAAAGUCCGCCCACUUGCCAUUUUGCUAAAAAGCGGCCGCCUGCUGCCAAGCCAACAGGCCGGCGCACGCAUUUUUGAGCUGUCGGGUGGCAGCGGUGGUUUAGGAGUUGGAUGACCUCUUCGAUAAUUGUGUGUGUGUGCAUGGGCACGUCUGGCCGAGUUUUCCACGAACAGGGACCAGUCCAGCCUCGACAGAUGCUUGUGCGGACUCUUCUUCUGUUCUUGGAGCGUACUCCGAAGUUUCAUGAAUACCUUUUUCUUCUUCAAGUGCACUGAGAAGUUGCCGGAUAUGCUGGAAGUCUCUGUGGACUUCCUGAAUACCUUUCCUUAAUGUACGUAUGCGAGGAAGUUGCAGGCAUGUUAUGUCCAUUGAUAGCUGGCAGGGAAUGGAUGGCCAAAACAACUUAUAGUGUCAACUAUGUCGAGAGGGACAAUUGAUUCGGUUUCAGGGUAGAGCUCUGUGGCACUUCACUUUUUUGCGACAUUUGCUGCCAGAUGCCACACUGUGAGACGGCGUAUGAAAAAGAGCUGCACGGGACCUAAAAGCCGAACCUAAAGAUGGUGCCUCAUUUAGGUUCAGGUUCCAUUUGGACAUCACCCAAACAAUUGGACCGUAUCACCGCUUAAUGACGUGACAUGUCAUGUCGUCUAUGUUUUUCUUCAUGUCAGUAUGAAAUUCAAUUCUGUCAUUUCGCCACCUCUGUUAACCUCCCCGCAUAAUCUCGACGGAAUGAAUGGUUUGGACUUCU